Molecule: messenger RNA, 1432 nt
Organism: Oppia nitens
Lineage: Eukaryota; Metazoa; Arthropoda; Arachnida; Sarcoptiformes; Oppiidae
Product: neuropeptide Y receptor type 5-like
Exons: 4
Coding region: 1-1371 (456 amino acids)
Biological process (GO): G protein-coupled receptor signaling pathway
Cellular component (GO): membrane
Molecular function (GO): neuropeptide Y receptor activity
Source: RefSeq, a predicted model, not a curated record
AUGUUAAGCAACAGUUAUAUCAGUGACAACAACAACAACAACAACAAUACAUUACAACUACAACAACAUGACUACUACUAUACCAACACCAAUGUUACGGCACUACCGGAUACAACAUCACCGCCGGCACCUACCGUAUCAACGGUUGGCGGCGAUCAGCCGCAAACCGUACGCAAUAUACUCAUCAUAGUUGCCUAUUCCCUGAUCAUAGGGGUAUCCCUAUCCGGUAAUCUACUGGUGUGCAAAAUAGCGUGUACUAAACGAAAAAUGCGUACCACAACCAACAUCCUCAUAGCAUCCCUGGCCCUAUCGGACAUAGUAAUGGCUGCCAUUAGUAUACCGUUCAACCUAGCCCGACUAUUACUACUGGACUGGCCAUUUGGGUCGUUACCCUGUCUAUUGGUGCCCUUAAUACAGAAUUCAUGUGUAUAUGUGUCGACAUUUACGAUGACAUUCAUAUCGUUGCACAGAUGGAGGACAAUCACUAAGCGAUCGGUUUUUCGUAGGUUUUCCGCAUUGAAACUGUUUUCCAGUAUAUUAGUCAUAUGGCUGAUGGCUAUACUGUUUUCGCUACCAAUGGGUAUAUUUAAUCGCCUGACGGAAGUCCAAUUGGAUCAUAAGCUACGUAUCCGUUGUCGACCCCAUUAUCCGAAAUUGGGUAUCGAUUUCCCGCUGUUUUUAUCGGUGGAAAUCCUGUUGACACAAUAUGUCCUACCGCUGACCAUUACGUGUUUUGUGUACGUUAAAAUCGGACAGGUAGUUGUCCGUCAGGGUAAACUAGCCGGUAUGUCCAACGAUGAUCGGAAACGUCGACAAAUUGAGGCCAAACGGCGCCGUAUUAUUAUGUUGGCCCUGGCAGUCAUCGUGUUUGCCGUUUGCUGGGCACCCAUCAAUUUAUAUUAUUUAUUUGUCGAUUUCAAGGUGUUUAAACAUAAUUUUAAAAUAUUUAUAGUGUGCCAUUGGUUGGCGAUGUCAUCUGUUUGCUACAAUCCGUUUAUCUACUGUUACUAUAACGCCUCGUAUCGAUCAAUGGUUAAGGAGUCGCUUGAAUGUGUAUUCCGGUGCCUAAAGUACUAUAAGGUACAGACGGGCGGUGUGGGCGCCGCCGGUGGGGGUGUAGGAGGCGUUACGACAGUCAACGGUGGCGGCGGAGGCGGCGGUGGCGGUGGCGCUGCCGAUGAUGACGACGACUACGAUGUCGGCGAAGAUACCGUCCGCGAGUGUACUAAGUAUACGGUUUGUAAUACCGAACGGAUUGAACUGAUGUCAAAGGCCAGGCAUAUGGCGACUACCGGUGCCGUAGUAGUCAACGAUCCUAACAAUACCAUCACUACUACUGUCAUAACUACCGGUACAACUAAGUUAAGAUAGGACUGUACUGUACUGUAUGUAUGUAUGUGUAUGUCUAUUGACGACAAUAAAACAAACAAUA